AGUCUGCACAGACUUGCCUGGGUGCCCCUCAACCUCACUCCCUCCAUCCCUAUUUUUUCUCCCCUUUCCUUAUCUUUGAUCCUCUGCUUUCUGGUCUUCCACAAGCUGUCAAGCAGAAACAUCAGACGGAAAGCAUGCUAACUCUAUUGGUGCUCACAUCUGUGGUGUUGCUCAGUGCAGCUCCCCAGUCAGAGGCUAUAGUAGUGUACACUGGCUGGGAGAGGCAUGCUUUGGUAGGCUCAGAUAUUCGGCUUUCCUGCUCUUUCUUCUCAUGGCGAUGGACUUCUGAUGAUGUCACUUUCUCCUGGAGCUACAGGCCAGAUGGGGCAAAAGACAGCAUCUCUAUUUUCCACUACACAAAUGGAGUUCCAUAUGUGGACAAUAAAGGGCCAUUCCGGGACCGCUUGGAGUUUGUGGGCAACCCAGCUCGCCGUGAUGGCUCUAUCCUGAUCCGAAAUCUCGACUUUUAUGACAAUGGAACCUUCACCUGUGAUGCCAAGAACCCUCCAGACAUAGUUGGUCGACCCUCCAGCGUACGACUUCUGGUAUUUGAGAAAAUCCCAAUUCAGGCUGGUGUGAUCACAGGUGCGAUUAUUAGAGUGGUUUUGGGUUUGUGGUAAUGUUGGUAACUGGAAAAGUGUACUAGACAAGAUCUCGGCUGUUCUGGGCUACAAAUAUUUAUCAUAUAUAUAAAUCUACUAUUCAUAUUUAUAUUUUGCAUAAGCAUUUUAAGAGUAAAAGCUACCAUAUCUGUAGUAUAUGUGCGAUUACCUAAGACUAAGAUUAAUAAUCUUCUUGCCUUAAUCUUUGGACUUUCCUUUCUUGUGUAUACUUAGAAAGCUGUACAAAUGUAAUAUUCCAUUAUCUACCUGUCACCACUGGAAAAUACAUACAUCACCAUUUACAUCUACAAACUGGUAACAAUCAACCUUAACCAGGAGAGGCUGUUUCCUUAUCUCCAACAUUUUCUACUCUAGCUAGAAGAAUAUUUAUGAUCCAUUGGUCAAAAGCUGCAUUAAGGUGAAAGCAAGACAAGCAAUGACACACAACCCUGAUUGUUGAUUUGAACAUUCAUUUAAAAUAAUUACAGAAGCAGAAGCCAACAGAUUGGCAAUUAUCAGUAGUAAUCCUCAAAAUCAGCUUUUUCUCCUUGAUUCUGAUCAGCAAUCUGAAAGAGAGAGAGAGAGAGAGAGAGAGAGAGAGACCAACAGGUGUGACCUAGCAAAACAUGGCAAUUUUGAAUAUCUGAGUGUUGAAUAAACACAUAGAAAUUUGCAACGAUUAUAAAACUACAAAUACAGUCUUGAUGACAAUAAAUUAACUUAUUCAAUUAAUGUAAUUAAUUCAAUUAAUUAAUUCAUUCAUUUAAUUAUUUUAAAGCUGAAGCUGAAGCCUGAACUUAAACUAGAACAUGUUCUGUGAAAUGUUAUAACAUGAGUAUAACACUAUCCUAUUAGACAGUGAGCUUUACACACACCAAACUAAGAGUUUUUCUGUUUUCUAUGAUCAGAAAAUUAACAUCUCUUGUGAGAUUUUUAUUUAAUUAAAUUUAAUAAAAAUUUUGUCAUUAAUUUAACAGCAUUAGUAACAUUUUUUCAGGUUUUCUAUUUAGUUUUGGUAUACCUCAUGACUGUCCACAAAGCAUAAGAAAACAGAAAUUGAAACAAACAGAAUUGUGGCAUGAAGCAAACACAGGCACAGGUACACUCAAGACUCUUCGGCAAAACCUGCUAACUUGUUGUAUUUCUGUGUUCAAUAACAGGGCACAGAAUAAAUCUGCAUUUUUAGCCUGAAACAUAAUAUCUAUGUACAUACUAUAUAUACAUAGUAUCUAUGUAUUAUGUAGUCCCUUUUAUGUCUUAGGCCAUCUGUAAUGUUCCAUUAAUGUAUAAAGGUCUAAUGAAUCAAUGGAACAGUAUACUGUUUGUAAAGUCUUUCAUUGUGACAUUUUACAGUCCAAAAGAAACAUUCUCUGCAUUAAGUCCAAAUACCAAAUAUGUAUUCCUGUGUAUUUUUUAUUACCUGUGCUCCUGUAGUAGCAUCCUUUGGUUUCUUGACAUCACUUAUGCGAAGAAAUUGAGGAAAGCGCAGGGAAAUCCCUUUGUCUGGGUCCACAAAGGCGGACAAAACCAAAACCAAAACAAAAACAGACAGGAUACUUAAAAAAAAAAAAAAACACGUGAAUCACAGAAUUGAAAACACAAUUUAAAAAAUAAAACAAACUCAAAACACUAUGAAGUAAAAACAAACUUUUGUUGUCCGUGCUUAUUUUACUCGGUUGUUUGUUCUUUGUUCUUCUUAAGUAAAGUUUUAUGCAAAUUAGGGGGCGGGAUAAAAGUCUCCAUUGGUCCACUGCUCCUCACCCUAUUGCCCUUCUGUAGCCAAUCUGUAAUGUGAUGUCACUGACGUGCGGCACUGCUGGUUAGUGUUCGAUCAUAAGUUAUGUCCAUAACUAUGGUUCUAUGAGACCGAACGAUGACCGUCACCACGGUCUUAUUCUGAAUGAUGCCAUUCUUCUGCCUAUCUUUGAGACCUAAUAACAGCAAUGUCAGUUAACUGACCUUAGGGGUCGGCUGUUAUAUAACAUCCGGGUGGACCAACUACUUCCUCUUGCCUAGAACGCCUCAGCUCGUCCUGAGUGACAAGAGAUGGUGACGGUCAUUGUUCAGUCUCACAGAUGCAUAGUUAUGGACAUAACUUACAAUCUAUUUUGACUUCACUCAGACCGUCACCACGGUCUUAUCCUGGAUGACUAAUACCAACAGAGUCAUGAGGGAUCAGUAUCAUUUCCCUUCCCUGGUAACUUAACAGUAGAUAAAACAGCAGACGCCAAAGAAUUUGGAUUUGUAACAUUAAUCCUAUAAUGCUCCAAGAGGCCGAGGCACAUAUGUCUGAAAGUGCUACCCCCUUGAGUGCCGCCCAAGAAGUGGCCAUACUUCUGGUAGAGUGGGCAACUAGAUCACCAGGAAUAGGAAGAUUUUGACUGGAAUAUGAUUGUGAAAUUGUAUCCACUAUCCAGUGAGAUAAACGUUGCUUGGACACAGGCUUGCCUGCACACUUCUUGUCAAAAUAUACAAAUAGUUGUGUAUGUGACUGUCGCAAUGGACGAGUAUACUCAAUGUAUGUACACAGUGCUCUGACAGGACAUAGAGAAGAGCUAUCCAACCCAGUACCUGACCAAGGUCUUGGUCUUGAUUAAGCAUCAAGCUUAAUCACCAGGGCCCGUAUUCACAAAGCUUCUUAAGCCUAAAAGUUGCUCCUAGUCACGAAAUUCUAUGAAAAUUCGGAGAAUUAUGACAUUUUCUUAGAAUUUCCCCUUAAAUUUAGGACUAAAUUUUAGUAAAGAUUCACGAAACAUCUUAGCCCUAAAAACAGCUCCUAAGGUAAAAAUUGUUAAGAGUAGAGAGGAGGACUUUUAAGACGCUUAAGAGUUUCUUUAGCAGACGACAAAAUGGCGGAAAGAAGAAAUAUUCUCCAAACCCUGAACGAUCGUGAGUUAAUUAAACGCUACAGAUUGGAUCACGAUGGGAUAAUGUUUGUGGUCGAACUUAUUAGAGAUGCGCUCACAUCUCCCACCCAACAUAGUAAUGCCAUAACACCAGAAAUUAAAGUGAUUACAACAAUGAGGUAUUUGGCAACUGAAAAAAUGCAACAGUGCAGUAGUGAUGACUUGUGUCUGUCACAACCUUCCAUCAGCAGAUUGAUCACAAACUAUUAAAGCGCUUUCACAGUCUCAUAUAGUGACACAGUCCAUUUCAUUUCCACUGGACGUUCACACUCUGCAGGCUCACAAAAGGGCAUUCAUGGACAUAGCGGGGUUCCCCGGUGGUGUUGGUGUAAUUGAUGGGAAGCACAUCUGCAUAAUUGCACCACUGGAAAACGAAGACGUUUUUGUCAACAGAAAAAGGUACUACAGUAUCAAUGUGCAACUUGUUUUCAGUGCAGAUUACAAGAUUUUAGACAUUGUUGCAAAAUGGCCAGGCUCAACACAUGAUGCCAGGAUACUGUCUGAGAGUGGCCUGAGACAGCUUUUUGAAGGACAUUAUGUGCCAGUUAAUUGUCAUUUGUUAGGGGACAGUGGCUAUCCAUGCAAACCAUGGCUCCUCACACCUUACCUCCACCCAGACCCAGGACCACAGCUAAACUACAACAGAGCCCACAAGAAAACACUCUCAGUAGCUGAGCAGGGUAUUGGCCAGCUGAAGGAGGUUUCAUGUGUUGCAUGGAGAAGUGCGCCUGUCACCAGCUAAGGUCUGCAAAGUCAUCAUGGCCUGUACAGUGCUUCACAACAUCUACAAAGCACGACAAAUCCCAGAACCUCUCAAAAGCAGCCAUGGUAACAGUGAUGAAGAUGAUGAUGAAGACAUUCAGUUUACCCAGGGGAGAGACAUGUCCCAGAGUGGGAUUAGUCACAGAGCUCAAUUUACAAAUUGGCAUUUUAGCAGGGAUGGUGUUUGGGGUGGCUGCAGCAGGCAGGCUUAUCUGAGGCUGAGGGUCGCACACCUGCAAUGUUGACGGCCCCGAUUCCUUUGAUGGCUCCCUGCUGCAGAAAAUGCAGAAAACAAUUCUCUUCUUUAUUUUGUUUGUUGUUCACAUGCAAGAGCACAAAAGAUGGCACAUGGUCUAUAUAUUAAACAGCACUUGUUCUUGA
Hemibagrus wyckioides is the source of this 4651-nucleotide messenger RNA. Its product is annotated as myelin protein P0-like. Bases 135 to 620 code for a protein of 161 amino acids. The record is from RefSeq and is a predicted model, not a curated record. Gene Ontology annotation, biological process: myelination. The transcript has 6 exons. Gene Ontology annotation, cellular component: membrane. Lineage: Eukaryota; Metazoa; Chordata; Actinopteri; Siluriformes; Bagridae.